AUGAGAGAACAAGUGUCACGCCCAAGUGCAUCAGAGACCCCGAGCUUCCUGAAGAUUUUGAAAAUCAUGAAAGAUUUGGGAGCCGAGUAUUUUAGAGGAGGAUCAAACACGUUUGAAGCAUAUCAAUGGUUGCAAAACAUGGAGAAGAAUUUUGACACAACCCGAUGCCAAGAAGACUAUAAGAAAGACGUUGCAGUAUACUACCUGAAGGAUGACGCUAGUGAAUGGUGGACCAGCGUGAGGAGACACUACGGUCAAAGGAAUCCAACAUGGACAGAGUUUCGAAAGGAGUUUGAAGGAAAGUAUUUUCCAUCGGAGGCCAGAGACAAAUUGGAGAAUGAGUUUAUAAACAUGGAGCGAGGCCAGAAGAGCGUUCGAGAACUGGAGUCAAUCUUUACUCGACUGCGAAAGUAUGUGUACCGAGGACAAGAAGAUGAAGCAGUUAUGGCACACCACUUUUUACGUGCGCUACGACCAGACAUCGAGAAUAGGCUCAUGUCUGUAACUUACCAACGAGUUGAUGAGUUGGUUGAGAGAGCUGUGAACGUGGAGAUGAACAUAGAGAUGUAG
Camelina sativa (false flax) is the source of this 570-nucleotide messenger RNA. NCBI's taxonomy places the organism in Eukaryota, Viridiplantae, Streptophyta, Magnoliopsida, Brassicales, Brassicaceae. The record is from RefSeq and is a predicted model, not a curated record.